UAAGAUAGCGUGUAUAAAAGCGGCCUUCUGCCUGGCCAGGGCAUCAGUCGGACAAAGGCACAAUGAACGGCAUCUACUUCUUCGUAGCAGCUUUCCUCUGCGUCCAGUGCUUGGCAGACCAUGCCCCAUCUUACCAGGAACUGUUGAAAGAUGGACAGAAGAAGUUCGAGAUGGCGUUGGAAAACGUCAAGAAGGACUUAGGACUCCCUGACCACUUGACAGGCUCCGAGUUGACCAAGGUGUUCCACGAUUACGAGACCAAGGUCGACGCCAACCUCAAGGAAACGUUCAAGAAGUUCGAAAAGCACCUCAAGGACGACAAGAUGUUCCAGGAGAAUGUCAAGAAACUCAAGGAGACCUACCACGAACAGAUGAAGACGUUCAAGAAGCACAGCCCACAGCUCGGAAACAGCGUCGAGAAGCUCGUCGACGCCACCAAACACACCUACGACGCCCUUGUCAAAGAGGCGAGCAAGAACUACGAAGAAUUCCGUAAACCAGGAGGCGGAAGGGACGAGUUGGACAAACUCCUCACUGACGUUUUCGACCACGGAUUGAAGCUCGUCGAAGAGCUCAGGACCAACGUCCAGAAACUCUCCCACAAGGCAUAAGUGCCAGAAGAAACCCCCGACAACACACAAUUAAACAGGAAAUACAUGAACACUAUUUAAUUAAGACUUGAAAAAAAAACAUUUUAUACAAAAACCUUCUAAAUUACGAAUAAAUUGAAUUUUUAAACAGA
This is a messenger RNA of Cimex lectularius (bed bug), 742 nucleotides long. RefSeq lists its product as uncharacterized. The coding region runs from base 63 to 611 and encodes 182 amino acids. The record is from RefSeq and is a predicted model, not a curated record. The transcript has 3 exons. Lineage: Eukaryota; Metazoa; Arthropoda; Insecta; Hemiptera; Cimicidae.